This is a messenger RNA of Rhodotorula graminis WP1, 1260 nucleotides long. RefSeq lists its product as uncharacterized. The record is from RefSeq and is a predicted model, not a curated record. Lineage: Eukaryota; Fungi; Basidiomycota; Microbotryomycetes; Sporidiobolales; Sporidiobolaceae. Gene Ontology annotation, molecular function: transcription coregulator activity. Gene Ontology annotation, cellular component: SAGA complex. Gene Ontology annotation, biological process: transcription by RNA polymerase II. Bases 1 to 1260 code for a protein of 419 amino acids. The transcript has 4 exons.
AUGGCCGCACUCGCAGCCAAACCUCGCUACGUCUACACCCAGGAGAUCGCCUCGAUGGUCUUCGUCUGCACCGGCAUCAAGGACGCCGAAGACGACCUCGCCCAGUUCCUCGAGGACGUCGUUCGCUCCGAGAUGGCUGAACUCGUCACUCAAGCUCGCGCCCAGGCGACCCGUCGCGCAACACGCACCAUCGCCGUCGAGGACCUCGUCUUCCUCGUGCGCCACGACCGCGCCAAGGUCAACCGCCUGCGCAGCUACCUCAGCUGGCGCGACGUGCGCCGCAAGCUCAAGGAGCCCAACGAGGCCGACGACGAGAUCGACGGCAUGGAGGAACCCGUCUCGGACAAGACGCUCAAGGUGGUCAAGAACACGGUGCGGCUCCCGUGGGAGCUGAGCGACGCCUGGGUCGACUACCUCGGCGGCGAUGACCACGAGUCGCACGAGGACCACGAGGCCGACGCGUACGAGGUCAACAAGCAGCGCCUCCGCGAGGCCGACGAGGUGACGAGGUGCAUGACGAGGGACGAGUACGAGGUGUACGCCCAGGCGAGGCAGGCCUCGUUCGUGUACAAGAAAAGCAAAAAGUUCCGCGACUUUCUCUCGCUCCCCUCGCUCCUCGACACGGUCGCGCCCCUCUCGGACGAGGUCAUGGAUGUCCUCGGCUUCCUCGCAUACGAGUGCGUGCGCGCCCUGUGCGACGCCGGCAUUGCGCACGGCCGCGUCGAGCGCGAGGCCGAGCGGCGCAGGGAGGCGCGCGAGGAGCGGAAGCGCAGGAGGGAGGAGGAGGACGAGGCGAGGGAGAAGGGCGGGCAGGGGAGGGAGGGCGACGAGGACGGGGCCGGGUCGCCCAAGAAGGUCAAGGAGGACGGCGACGGCGGCAAGGGCGCCGCUGCGCCGCCGAGGAAGGGCCUCGAGGCGCCGACGACCAUCGCUUCGCCGCCCUCGCCGGCGCGCAAGACGCUCGAGAUCCCGACCUCGCUCUUCUCCGCCCCUCUCCCGACCGCCGACGUCGUCGUUCCCGUCCUCGCCGCCUCUGCCGCCGCCGGCAAGGACGGCAAAGCCGCCGCAGAAGGCGACGCCGCCGAUCCUUCCUCGACGGCCACCGCCGCCGCCGCAGCACCAGCGCCAGUCCAGCUCCAGCUGCAAGACGUCGCGCAGGGGUACCACGCGGUGCAGCAUACGCAGGGUGCGCUCAAGAUGGGCGGCAUGCGCAACUGGCGGGGCGGUAUCGCGAGAUUGUCGAACCGGCUCCUCGGCUGA